AUGAGUCUAGUAGGGGGCUUUCCCCACCACCCGGUGGUGCACCAUGAGGGCUAUCCUUUCGCCGCCGCCGCCGCCGCCGCUGCCGCCGCCGCCGCCAGCCGCUGCAGCCACGAGGAGAACCCCUAUUUCCACGGCUGGCUCAUCGGCCACCCCGAGAUGUCGCCCCCCGACUACAGCAUGGCCCUGUCCUACAGCCCCGAGUACGCCAGCGGCGCCGCGGGCCUGGACCACUCCCAUUACGGGGGGGUGCCGCCGGGCGCCGGGCCCCCGGGCCUGGGGGGGCCGCGCCCGGUGAAGCGCCGGGGCACCGCCAACCGCAAGGAGCGGCGCAGGACUCAGAGCAUCAACAGCGCCUUCGCCGAACUGCGCGAGUGCAUCCCCAACGUGCCCGCCGACACCAAGCUCUCCAAGAUCAAGACGCUGCGCCUGGCCACCAGCUACAUCGCCUACCUCAUGGACCUGCUGGCCAAGGACGACCAGAAUGGCGAGGCGGAGGCCUUCAAGGCGGAGAUCAAGAAGACAGAUGUGAAAGAAGAGAAGAGGAAGAAGGAGCUGAACGAAAUCUUGAAAAGCACAGUAAGCAGCAACGACAAGAAAACCAAAGGCCGGACGGGCUGGCCGCAGCACGUCUGGGCCCUGGAACUCAAGCAGUGAGGAGGAGGAGGAGGAGGAGGAGGAGAAGGAGGAAGAGGAGGAGGAGAGCGGGAGCCGAGCCCAGGAGCCGGAUGCAAACCCAGGACUCCGGGCAAGCUCUGCGCACUCCGCUCUGAGGACUUCCUGCAUUUGAAUCAUCCGGUUUAUUUAUGUGCAAUGUGCCUCCCUCUCUUUGCCCCCCCCUUCGAGGCAUCCGCUCCCCACCUUCCCCUCCAAAAAAAAGUGGAUAUUUGAAGAAAAGCAUUCCAUAUUUUAAUAUGAAGAGGACACUCCCGCGUGGUAAGGGAUCCCGGCGUCUCGUAGAUUCUCUGUUUGUGAAUGUUUCCUCCUGGCUGUGUAGACACCAGCGUUGCCCCCUCCCCACCUCCCCACCCCUUUCAGAUAAAGACAGCGGACAAUAGUGUGUAUGUGAAGUGUAUCUUUAAUACUUGGCCUUUGGAUAUAAAUAUUCCUGGGGAUUAUAAAGUUUUAUUUCAAAGCAGAAAACGGGGCCGCUAACAUUUCCGUUGGGGUCGGUAUCUAGUGCUGCCGUUUCAUCUGUGGUGGUUCUCUAUUUGAAGAUGUUUCCAACAGCUACUUGUUUUUGUGCACUUGCGUCCUCUAAAACUAAGUGGAAUUUAAUUAAUAUUGAAGGUGUAAACGUUGUAAGUAUUCAAUAAACCACUGUGUGUUUUUUUUUUUUUUUACAA
Hippopotamus amphibius kiboko is the source of this 1343-nucleotide messenger RNA. RefSeq names its product heart and neural crest derivatives expressed 2 (gene HAND2). The record is from RefSeq and is a predicted model, not a curated record. Gene Ontology annotation, biological process: regulation of transcription by RNA polymerase II; heart development. Lineage: Eukaryota; Metazoa; Chordata; Mammalia; Artiodactyla; Hippopotamidae. The transcript is spliced from 2 exons. The coding region runs from base 1 to 654 and encodes 217 amino acids. Gene Ontology annotation, molecular function: DNA-binding transcription factor activity, RNA polymerase II-specific; RNA polymerase II transcription regulatory region sequence-specific DNA binding; protein dimerization activity.